GGACUUGGACUCAGCGAGAACAAUCCAUCCAGCGAGCUAGAAAAAGGAUACGAAACCAAUCCAAUCCAGGCCGGAGCGCGAGCGAACUCCGGAAAGGCAAGCCCGUUCCAGUCCAAUCCGCCUCAGUCCAAAAUCCAAUCGCCGGGUGUCAGGGAGGGGCGCCGGGAAGGUUUUAGGCAGGGUUUGUUUGACCUCCCGUUCGUGCGAUUCAGCUCUCCACGCGGGAGGCAAGUACUGACGGAAGCGAAGCCCAAGGAGGAGGGAGGGAGGGGUCGCCGGCGGCGGUGGCGGUGGGACGCGCCGAUGCGCAAGUUUCAGGACUCCGUCAAGGCCCUCCAGGCCGACAUCGAUCACGCCAAUGAGCUGGCGUCGGAAUUCCUGAGGGACUACGACGGCUCGGUCAUCCAGAUGCGGAUGGCCUACAGCGCCGUCGCGCAUUUCCUCGUGCAGUGGACCGACUGCAAGCUGGCCGGCGCGCUCGGCCUCCUCAAGGUUAUGCUAUACAAGGUGUACGCGGACGACUCGUCGGCGCUUCCUGACUGGGAGAGGGAGGCCAGCAUCAGGGAGUUCUACGGCAUCAUUUUCCCGUCGCUGCUGCUGCUGCCGAGCGGCAUCACCGAGCUGGACGACAGGAAACAGAGGAAACUCUGCCUGAAGAAAUUCAGGAGCAGGGAUGAGCAGCUCUCGGAGGUGGACACGGAGAGGGAGCUCGAGUGCGGGAUCUGCCUCGAGGUUAGCCGCAAGAUCGUGCUGCCCGACUGUGCCCACACGCUCUGCAUGCGCUGCUUUGAGGACUGGAACGAGAAAUCAAAGUCCUGCCCCUUCUGUCGCGCCUGCCUUGAGGAGGUGAAGCCAGGCAGCCUGUGGAUGUACACUGACGACAGCGACGUUGUGGAUAUGGAUACUUUGACUAGGGAGAACAUUAGGCGGCUGUUUAUGUACAUAAAUAAGUUGCCACUUGUAGUCCUACAUGUAGUUGACCUUGACAUUUACGAGUACCGCAUCAAGUAAACUACAACUGCCCCGUGUUGAUACCAGUUUUUGUUUCGGUUUACCGCUGUUGUCUAGGCGAUUGGAGUUAUUAACGCCUGACGUGUAGGUGGUGGUGUAGAUUAAGUUUUGUUUGCAUUUUUUAAAAUAUUUGACUUGCACUGUAGUAAAAUAGUUAAAUUGAUCAUAUAGCAUUUGUAACCCAAAUACAACAUAAA
Molecule: messenger RNA, 1208 nt
Organism: Sorghum bicolor (sorghum)
Lineage: Eukaryota; Viridiplantae; Streptophyta; Magnoliopsida; Poales; Poaceae
Exons: 5
Coding region: 304-1011 (235 amino acids)
Biological process (GO): protein ubiquitination
Molecular function (GO): ubiquitin protein ligase activity
Source: RefSeq, a predicted model, not a curated record